CACCCUAUCUUUUGUGGAUAAGUUUUGUUCGUCACUGCCGCUCCUUGCUCCCCACUCCCCAGUGAACAGCGCAACCGCCCCUACUCAGCUGGGUGCAAGCCGCCACUCACCGCUGAGAACCUAAUAACCAGCGCCGGUAUACCUCAUGGGCAGGCCUCGCACAGGUCCAAUGGUGACCCGAACGGUACUCAUCACCACCGUACCGUGGCCGCCAAUCGAGCAAGAUCUAAAGGCAGUGGCGAUAGCGCAACCACUUCCAUUGCCAACCUCACUGCACCAGAUCAGCUGAAGAUGGAGGAGGAGGCCCCAAACAAGAGGAGCAAAGUGCACGUCCUCAUAGAUGAUAGAUGUCUUCACCCUCAUCCUCCAAUGCCUCACUGCCCGCACCAUGCGCACAUGCAAGUGUGUCUGUACCAUAAGGAGCGGCCCUAGAUUGUUUCCGGAUUCUUCUACCAAAGCUGGAAAGGCAGAUGCAAGUUCAUCAGCAUCAACGGUGAAUACCCCUCCUUGGCCUUCUUGCCCUUCCCCAUUGAGAAUGUUGUGAUCACAGAUUGCUGCCACGAGCUCAUCCUAUGCUGGUGCAUUGGGUAUCACUAUGUUGUCUGCAAUUUGGUGACUAAGAGCAUAGUUGUUCAUACUGAUUCGUUUCGACAAGGUCCCACUAUAGAGGAGCUCAUUAUUGAGGAUGCGCCAAUACUUGAGAGGCUUAUCAGUUUUGAGCGAUAUAGUAGGUUGCACAUAUCAGUGAUCUCAGCACCAAAGCUGGAAACCCUGGGCUGUAUUUUUGAGAAUAAUGACAAGACAAUGCUCACUCUUGGAUCUACGACAUUUCUGGGAAUAUGUUCUAUUGACAUGAGAGCAAUGGUGCCAAUGCACACUGUCAAGGUCUUAUCUGUGUUCCCUUUGUCUCUCUGUCUGGAUGAUGUUCUCAAUUUCAUUAGAUGUUUUCCGUGCCUAGAGAAGCUGUACAUCCAGCUGUCUUGUGCACAAGGACACAAGAACCAGUGGCCCCGUAAACACAGGAAUCUUAUCAAAUCGCUUGACCUUUGCCUGAAAACAAUAGUGAUGAUAAAUUAUCAGGGCGCAGCAGAACAAUCAGAAUUUGUGACAUUCUUUGUGGAGAAUGCAAGAAUGCUUGAAUCUAUGAGGUUUGUGGUCCCAAGUUAUUUCUAUCAUGACAAGAACUGGAUAAGAAGCCAGAAUAGACAGCUCAAGCUGGACAAGAGCUCUUCCAGAGGUUGUGGAAUCCGAGUGCUUCUAAACGAUUUUCCUACAAUGGCUAAGGGAUGAAGAAGAGGGGUUCCAUGGUGCACUGGCUACAAAGCUGAAGGAAACUUUGCCUUACAAGGUGUGGCAAUCUGAAGGAGCAGAGCACAUCUACCUCGUCUUUGUUAUGUAAGUCAGUAGGGAGCAGAACCUUUAUUCUCCUAUCUAUGUACCGCUCCUGUUAAUUCUUGAGUUGACACGGUUGUUAUGUUGUUGUACUCUUAUUGUCGUGGACAUGAUGAAUGGCGUUUAAUGUUUACAUCUGUAUGUUGUGUGUUCAGUA
Messenger RNA from Sorghum bicolor (sorghum), 1549 nucleotides. RefSeq lists its product as uncharacterized. The record is from RefSeq and is a predicted model, not a curated record. The transcript has 5 exons. Lineage: Eukaryota; Viridiplantae; Streptophyta; Magnoliopsida; Poales; Poaceae. The coding region runs from base 805 to 1290 and encodes 161 amino acids.